This is a messenger RNA of Harpegnathos saltator (Jerdon's jumping ant), 954 nucleotides long. RefSeq lists its product as uncharacterized. The record is from RefSeq and is a predicted model, not a curated record. The transcript is spliced from 4 exons. NCBI's taxonomy places the organism in Eukaryota, Metazoa, Arthropoda, Insecta, Hymenoptera, Formicidae. Bases 1 to 954 code for a protein of 317 amino acids.
AUGAGUGUCUUUGUGAAAAACGACAAGAUAUUACGCGCGUUACGUAUUUGCGGGAUAUUGACCAGUGUUUGGCCGUUGGAAGAUGGAGCUGGUAGAUUCAAAGUUAUCUCUUACAAAGUGCUGUUAUGGGUCUACCUGGUGAACGAUUUCAGCAUGGUACCCACGCUUAUAUGGAACAUGUCGCACCAUCGAAAUGAUUUCGCUAAUGUAAUGAAAGCUAUAAUGGAGUUGAUGUACGUUUCAGAAGAGAUUGUUAAUAUUCUAUAUUGUAUGGUGCGAGAGAAACGAUUUCGGAAAUUGUUAGCCGAGUUGGAAUGUGCUGACGACGAACGCUCUCCAUACGAGGAAAUCUUGAGGCGAGAAUUCAUGUUCUACGCGCGUGUGGUUUAUACCUGCGCGGUGAUAAUAUAUUUCGUCUGUGCAAUAACGUUCGCGUUAUCACCAUUAGUGUUAUCGCAAAGAAGACAGAUUCCGCUCAAUACUAUAUAUCCGUUGUCCAUGUCAGAAAUGUGGGCCUGGUGCCUUGUUUAUACACUGAACGUCUUUUCUAUUAUACAAGCCUUUUCUGUGUUACAAAUCGACUUAAUGAUAAUCACCAUAUUGUGGAAUGCCACCUUCAAGUUUAGCUUGGUAGGCAUACAAAUGCAUUCUGUGUUCACCGUUGCUAAGCUGCGAGCCGCCAUCGAUGCACAUCAGAAAGUGUUCGCUUAUACACAAGAGAUGGAAUAUGUCAUCGGCUUUCUGAUCAUGAAAUCGGUGGUAGUUGUUUUCGUCAAUUCGAUAAAUUGCAGUCUACUGGUUAUAAAUACUACUAGUGGCUUAGACAUAUUAGUGUUCCUCCAGCCUUUAAUUAUUCUGUGCAACGAUCUCGUGUAUUUUGGGACCAUUGUGAACAAUCUAGCUGAAACCAGCUCCCGAUUCUUGGCGCAGAACUUGGGUCAUCCACCUCCAUAG